Molecule: messenger RNA, 7364 nt
Organism: Haliotis rufescens (red abalone)
Lineage: Eukaryota; Metazoa; Mollusca; Gastropoda; Lepetellida; Haliotidae
Product: neurogenic locus Notch protein-like
Exons: 56
Coding region: 15-7307 (2430 amino acids)
Biological process (GO): establishment or maintenance of epithelial cell apical/basal polarity; heterophilic cell-cell adhesion; Notch signaling pathway
Cellular component (GO): plasma membrane; protein-containing complex
Molecular function (GO): Notch binding; calcium ion binding
Source: RefSeq, a predicted model, not a curated record
GUCGCCUGUUAAUCAUGAGGAUUUGGCAGCUGUCCCUGAUCUUGGGGCUUUUCCACCUCGGGAAGGCCUCCACCAAGCUGGAUUGUUCAAGGCAAGAACUGGAUCUGGUCUUUCUGCUGGACUCUUCCGGUAGUGUCAAACUGCACAACUUCAAAAUCAUGCUUUCCUUCGUGAAAAGCUUCCUUUCGACAGCAAGUAUAGAUGAUGGUAAAGUCCGAGUUGGUGUGGUCACUUUUAACCAUCGUGUGCAUAUUGAGUUUCACCUCAAUCAAUAUAACACGAAGAAAGAGUUAUUCCAGGCAAUAGACAAAAUCAGAUACAAAAAGGGAGCUACCAACACAUAUGCUGGUCUCAGAACACUGAGAACUAAAAUGUUCAUCAAAAGAAGAGGUGAUCGUGGAAGUGCCAUGAAUGUAGCUUUGGUCAUCACAGAUGGUUUGUCCAACAGGAAUUCCAAUAAGACGAUUCCAGAAGCAAAGGCUGUCAGGAGGGAAAACAUCCAUAUCUAUGCCAUUGGUAUUGGACUGAAGAAGCGUACAGCGGAGUUAGAAGGGAUAGCCAGUAGACCCAUUGAAGAGAAUCGAUUUACAGUACAGGACUUCAAAAAGUUAGGAGGCCUUAAGGACAAAGUAUUCGCUUCAGUCUGCAAGAUUACCACAACUCCACCAAAAGCUUGUCCAAGGCAAGAACUGGAUUUGGUCUUUCUGCUGGACUCUUCCGGUAGUGUCAAACUGCACAACUUCAAAAUCAUGCUUUCCUUCGUGAAAAGCUUCCUUUCGACAGCAAGUAUAGAUGAUGGUAAAGUCCGAGUUGGUGUGGUCACUUUUAACCAACGUGUGCAUAUUCAGUUUCACCUCAAUCAAUAUAAAACGAAGAAAGAGUUAUUCCAGGCAAUAGACAAAAUCAGAUACAAAAAAGGAGCUACCAACACAUAUGCUGGUCUCAGAACACUGAGAACUAAAAUGUUCAUCAAAAGAAGAGGUGAUCGUGGAAGUGCCAUGAAUGUAGCUUUGGUCAUCACAGAUGGUUUGUCCAACAGGAAUUCCAAAAAGACGAUUCCAGAAGCAAAGGCUGUCAGGAGGGAAAACAUCCACAUCUAUGCCAUUGGUAUUGGACUGAAGAAGCGUACAGCGGAGUUAGAAGGGAUAGCCAGUAGACCCAUUGAAGAGAAUCGAUUUACAGUACAGGACUUCAAAAAGUUAGGAGGCCUUAAGGACAAAGUAUUCGCUUCAGUCUGCAAGAUUACCACAACUCCACCAAAAGGUCGGUGUCGUAGAGGACGUUGCCGUAAUGGAGGCACUUGCAAGCAGGUUGGACGCUCGAAAUGGAGAUGUUUGUGUCGACGUGGAUUCGGGGGCAGGACAUGUAAAAGGAGAGUAGGUCGGUGUCAUAGGAAACGUUGCCGUAAUGGAGGCACUUGCAAGCAGAUUGGACGCUCGAAAUGGAGAUGUUUGUGUCGACGUGGAUUCGGGGGCAGGACAUGUAAAAGGAGAGUAGGUCGGUGUCAUAGAAAACGUUGCCGUAAUGGAGGCACUUGCAAGCAGAUUGGACGCUCGAAAUGGAGAUGUUUGUGUCGACGUGGAUUCGGGGGCAGGACAUGUAAAAGGAGAGUAGGUCGGUGUCAUAGAAAACGUUGCCGUAAUGGAGGCACUUGCAAGCAGAUUGGACGCUCGAAAUGGAGAUGUUUGUGUCGACGUGGAUUCGGGGGCAGGACAUGUAAAAGGAGAGUAGGUCGGUGUCAUAGAAAACGUUGCCGUAAUGGAGGCACUUGCAGGCAGAUUGGACGCUCGAAAUGGAGAUGUUUGUGUCGACGUGGAUUCGGUGGCAGGACAUGUAAAAGGAGAGUAGGUCGGUGUAAUAGAAGACGUUGCCGUAAUGGAGGCACUUGCAGGCAGAUUGGACGCUCGAAAUGGAAAUGUUUGUGUCGACGUGGAUUCGGGGGCAGGAGAUGUAAAAAGAGAGUAGGUCGGUGUCAUAGAAGACGUUGCCGUAAUGGAGGCACUUGCAGGCAGAUUGGACGCUCGAAAUGGAGAUGUUUGUGUCGACGUGGAUUCGGUGGCAGGACAUGUAAAAGGAAAGUAGGUCGGUGUAAUAGAAGACGUUGCCGUAAUGGAGGCACUUGCAGGCAGAUUGGACGCUCGAAAUGGAAAUGUUUGUGUCGACGUGGAUUCGGGGGCAGGAGAUGUAAAAAGAGAGUAGGUCGGUGUCAUAGAAGACGUUGCCGUAAUGGAGGCACUUGCAGGCAGAUUGGACGCUCGAAAUGGAGAUGUUUGUGUCGACGUGGAUUCGGUGGCAGGACAUGUAAAAGGAAAGUAGGUCGGUGUCAUAGAAGACGUUGUCGUAAUGGAGGCACUUGCAGGCAGAUUGGACGCUCGAAAUGGAGAUGUUUGUGUCGACGUGGAUUCGGUGGCAGGACAUGUAAAAGGAAAGUAGGUCGGUGUCAUAGAAGACGUUGUCGUAAUGGAGGCACUUGCAGGCAGAUUGGACGCUCGAAAUGGAGAUGUUUGUGUCGACGUGGAUUCGGUGGCAGGACAUGUAAAAGGAAAGUAGGUCGGUGUAAUAGAAGACGUUGCCGUAAUGGAGGCACUUGCAGGCAGAUUGGACGCUCGAAAUGGAAAUGUUUGUGUCGACGUGGAUUCGGGGGCAGGAGAUGUAAAAAGAGAGUAGGUCGGUGUCAUAGAAGACGUUGUCGUAAUGGAGGCACUUGCAGGCAGAUUGGACGCUCGAAAUGGAGAUGUUUGUGUCGACGUGGAUUCGGUGGCAGGACAUGUAAAAGGAAAGUAGGUCGGUGUCAUAGAAGACGUUGUCGUAAUGGAGGCACUUGCAGGCAGAUUGGACGCUCGAAAUGGAGAUGUUUGUGUCGACGUGGAUUCGGUGGCAGGACAUGUAAAAGGAAAGUAGGUCGGUGUCGUAGAAGACUUUGCCGCAAUGGAGGCACUUGCAAGCAGAUCGGACUCUUCAGAUGGAGAUGUUUAUGUCGACGUGGAUUCAGAGGCAGGAGAUGUCGGAAGAGUGUUGGUCGGUGUCAUAGAAGACGUUGUCGUAAUGGAGGCACUUGCAGGCAGAUUGGACGCUCGAAAUGGAGAUGUUUGUGUCGACGUGGAUUCGGUGGCAGGACAUGUAAAAGGAAAGUAGGUCGGUGUCAUAGAAGACGUUGUCGUAAUGGAGGCACUUGCAGGCAGAUUGGACGCUCGAAAUGGAGAUGUUUGUGUCGACGUGGAUUCGGUGGCAGGACAUGUAAAAGGAAAGUAGGUCGGUGUCGUAGAAGACUUUGCCGCAAUGGAGGCACUUGCAAGCAGAUCGGACUCUUCAGAUGGAGAUGUUUAUGUCGACGUGGAUUCAGAGGCAGGAGAUGUCGGAAGAGUGUUGGUCGGUGUCAUAGAAGACGUUGUCGUAAUGGAGGCACUUGCAGGCAGAUUGGACGCUCGAAAUGGAGAUGUUUGUGUCGACGUGGAUUCGGUGGCAGGACAUGUAAAAGGAAAGUAGGUCGGUGUCAUAGAAGACGUUGCCGUAAUGGAGGCACUUGCAGGCAGAUUGGACGCUCGAAAUGGAGAUGUUUGUGUCGACGUGGAUUCGGUGGCAGGACAUGUAAAAGGAAAGUAGGUCGGUGUAAUAGAAGACGUUGCCGUAAUGGAGGCACUUGCAGGCAGAUUGGACGCUCGAAAUGGAAGUGUUUGUGUCGACGUGGAUUCGGGGGCAGGAGAUGUAAAAAGAGAGUAGGUCGGUGUCAUAGAAGACGUUGCCGUAAUGGAGGCACUUGCAGGCAGAUUGGACGCUCGAAAUGGAGAUGUUUGUGUCGACGUGGAUUCGGUGGCAGGACAUGUAAAAGGAAAGUAGGUCGGUGUAAUAGAAGACGUUGCCGUAAUGGAGGCACUUGCAGGCAGAUUGGACGCUCGAAAUGGAAGUGUUUGUGUCGACGUGGAUUCGGGGGCAGGAGAUGUAAAAAGAGAGUAGGUCGGUGUCAUAGAAGACGUUGCCGUAAUGGAGGCACUUGCAGGCAGAUUGGACGCUCGAAAUGGAGAUGUUUGUGUCGACGUGGAUUCGGUGGCAGGACAUGUAAAAGGAAAGUAGGUCGGUGUCAUAGAAGACGUUGCCGUAAUGGAGGCACUUGCAGGCAGAUUGGACGCUCGAAAUGGAGAUGUUUGUGUCGACGUGGAUUCGGUGGCAGGACAUGUAAAAGGAAAGUAGGUCGGUGUCAUAGAAGACGUUGCCGUAAUGGAGGCACUUGCAGGCAGAUUGGACGCUCGAAAUGGAGAUGUUUGUGUCGACGUGGAUUCGGUGGCAGGACAUGUAAAAGGAAAGUAGGUCGGUGUCGUAGAAGACUUUGCCGCAAUGGAGGCACUUGCAAGCAGAUCGGACUCUUCAGAUGGAGAUGUUUAUGUCGACGUGGAUUCAGAGGCAGGAGAUGUCGGAAGAGUGUUGGUUGGUGUCAUAAAAGACGUUGCCGCAAUGGAGGCACUUGCAAGCAGAUUGGACGCCGGAAAUGGAGAUGUUUAUGUCGACGUGGAUUCAGAGGCAGGAGAUGUAAAAGGAAAGUAGGUGGGUGUCCCAGAAGACGUUGCCGCAAUGGAGGCACUUGCAAGCGGAUUGGACUCUUCAGAUGGAGAUGCUUAUGUCGACGUGGAUUCAGAGGCAGGAGAUGUCAGAAGGGUGUUGGCCAAGGUCGGUGUCAUAAAAGACGUUGCCGCAAUGGAGGCACUUGCAAGCAGAUUGGACGCCGGAAAUGGAGAUGUUUUUGUCGACGUGGAUUUAGAGGCAGGAGAUGUAAAAGGAAAGUAGGUGGGUGUCCCAGAGGACGUUGCCGCAAUGGAGGCACUUGCAAGCGGAUUGGACUCUUCAGAUGGAGAUGCUUAUGUCGACGUGGAUUCAGAGGCAGGAGAUGUCAGAAGGGUGUUGGCCAAGGUUGGUGUCAUAAAAGACGUUGCCGCAAUGGAGGCACUUGCAAGCAGACUGGACGCCGGAAAUGGAGAUGUUUUUGUCGACGUGGAUUUAGAGGCAGGAGAUGUAAAAGGAAAGUAGGUGGGUGUCCCAGAGGACGUUGCCGCAAUGGAGGCACUUGCAAGCGGAUUGGACUCUUCAGAUGGAGAUGCUUAUGUCGACGUGGAUUCAGAGGCAGGAGAUGUCAGAAGGGUGUUGGUGGGUGUCCCAGAGGACGUUGCCGCAAUGGAGGCACUUGCAAGCGGAUUGGACUCUUCAGAUGGAGAUGCUUAUGUCGACGUGGAUUCAGAGGCAGGAGAUGUCAGAAGGGUGUUGGUGGGUGUCCCAGAGGACGUUGCCGCAAUGGAGGCACUUGCAAGCGGAUUGGACUCUUCAGAUGGAGAUGCUUAUGUCGACGUGGAUUCAGAGGCAGGAGAUGUCAGAAGGGUGUUGGUGGGUGUCCCAGAGGACGUUGCCGCAAUGGAGGCACUUGCAAGCGGAUUGGACUCUUCAGAUGGAGAUGCUUAUGUCGACGUGGAUUCAGAGGCAGGAGAUGUCAGAAGGGUGUUGGUGGGUGUCCCAGAGGACGUUGCCGCAAUGGAGGCACUUGCAAGCGGAUUGGACUCUUCAGAUGGAGAUGCUUAUGUCGACGUGGAUUCAGAGGCAGGAGAUGUCAGAAGGGUGUUGGUGGGUGUCCCAGAGGACGUUGCCGCAAUGGAGGCACUUGCAAGCGGAUUGGACUCUUCAGAUGGAGAUGCUUAUGUCGACGUGGAUUUAGAGGCAGGAGAUGUCAGAAGGGUGUUGGUGGGUGUCCCAGAGGACGUUGCCGCAAUGGAGGCGCUUGCAAGCGGAUUGGACUCUUCAGAUGGAGAUGCUUAUGUCGACGUGGAUUCAGAGGCAGGAGAUGUCAGAAGGGUGUUGGUGGGUGUCCCAGAGGACGUUGCCGCAAUGGAGGCACUUGCAAGCGGAUUGGACUCUUCAGAUGGAGAUGCUUAUGUCGACGUGGAUUCAGAGGCAGGAGAUGUCAGAAGGGUGUUGGUGGGUGUCCCAGAGGACGUUGCCGCAAUGGAGGCACUUGCAAGCGGAUUGGACUCUUCAGAUGGAGAUGCUUAUGUCGACGUGGAUUCAGAGGCAGGAGAUGUCAGAAGGGUGUUGGUGGGUGUCCCAGAGGACGUUGCCGCAAUGGAGGCACUUGCAAGCGGAUUGGACUCUUCAGAUGGAGAUGCUUAUGUCGACGUGGAUUCAGAGGCAGGAGAUGUCAGAAGGGUGUUGGUGGGUGUCCCAGAGGACGUUGCCGCAAUGGAGGCACUUGCAAGCGGAUUGGACUCUUCAGAUGGAGAUGCUUAUGUCGACGUGGAUUCAGAGGCAGGAGAUGUCAGAAGGGUGUUGGUGGGUGUCCCAGAGGACGUUGCCGCAAUGGAGGCACUUGCAAGCGGAUUGGACUCUUCAGAUGGAGAUGCUUAUGUCGACGUGGAUUCAGAGGCAGGAGAUGUCAGAAGGGUGUUGGUGGGUGUCCCAGAGGACGUUGCCGCAAUGGAGGCACUUGCAAGCGGAUUGGACUCUUCAGAUGGAGAUGCUUAUGUCGACGUGGAUUCAGAGGCAGGAGAUGUCAGAAGGGUGUUGGUGGGUGUCCCAGAGGACGUUGCCGCAAUGGAGGCACUUGCAAGCGGAUUGGACUCUUCAGAUGGAGAUGCUUAUGUCGACGUGGAUUCAGAGGCAGGAGAUGUCAGAAGGGUGUUGGUGGGUGUCCCAGAGGACGUUGCCGCAAUGGAGGCACUUGCAAGCGGAUUGGACUCUUCAGAUGGAGAUGCUUAUGUCGACGUGGAUUCAGAGGCAGGAGAUGUCAGAAGGGUGUUGGUGGGUGUCCCAGAGGACGUUGCCGCAAUGGAGGCACUUGCAAGCGGAUUGGACUCUUCAGAUGGAGAUGCUUAUGUCGACGUGGAUUCAGAGGCAGGAGAUGUCAGCAGAGUUUUGGCCAAGGUCGGUGCCAUAGAAGACGUUGCCGCAAUGGAGGCACUUGCAAGCAGAUUGGACGCUGGAGAUGGAGAUGUUUUUGUCGACGUGGAUUCAGAGGCAGGAGAUGUAAAAGGAGAGUAGGUGGGUGUCCUAGAAGACGUUGCCUCAAUGGAGGCAUUUGCAAGCGGAUUGGACUCUUCAGAUGGAGAUGUUUAUGUCGACGUGGAUUCAGAGGCAGGAGAUGUCAGCAGAGUGUUGGCUGGUGUCAUAGAAGACGUUGCCGCAAUGGAGGCAAAUGCAAGCAGAUUGGACGCUUCAGGUGGAGAUGUUUAUGCCGACGUGGAUUUAGAGGCAGGACAUGUAAAAGGAGAAUAGUGUGCAGCCAACGGAAAAUCGAUAUCCGGAUUGUGGUGAACGGACACGAGGAAACCUGAUGAUUGGAAUCAGUUAAAAAUCAUGUCAAUCACAUUGAAUAAAUAUUCUGCAGCUUA